GAAUCAGUACAGUAAUGCACGUUGAUUCGUUCAUAUCAAUUUAUAAAAAUAGAUAAGAGUAUUGAAGGUUCAAUGCGGCUUGAAAUUACAGAAUAUUGUUCUGGUAACAUUCCAAAAACAAACUCGUUCAUGUGUCGUGUGAUGAUGAACUUGUGAACCGGCGUUGCUGUUGGCGUUUUGUACGAUUUAGGUUUUUUUGUGUUGGUUCUUUGUUCGUAUUAUUUUGCAAAUGAAAUAACCAAUAUAUUUCUGUGUGAGUUUUAUUAGAGUUUUGUUUGUCGUAGUGUAGUUCGUUAAAUAAAGAACAAUGAUAAAAAACGAUAUGAACAUGGAGAAUGGCGGCGGCGACGCUAAUUCCAAUGUGUCACCCACCAAACUUAUGGUAAACUAUAUUCCAGAAUUGAUGACGCGAGAUAUGAUGUAUGCCCUCUUCUCCGCCAUGGGUAAAAUAGAAAGCUGUAAAUUAAUAGCAAAUAGAGGAUACGGAUUCGUAGAGUACGAGAAACACGAGGACGCCGAGAAGGCGCGAGCCGCAUUCAACGGCCUGUUGAUGCAGGGCAAGACAUUAAAGGUGUCCUUCGCGCUUCUGAACCCCGAGAACAAGGUCAGCCACAAACCGGACACAGAGUCGAAUCUUUAUAUAAGUAAUCUACCUCCAGACAUGACACUAGAGCGGUUAAACAUGUUAUUCGGUCAGUUCGGAAACAUAACUAACAGUCGGGUGUCACAAGGUAUCGGAUUCGUGUGCUACGAGACGCGGCAGCAGGCUGAGGACGCGAUAACGCACAUGAACGGUCAGUCACCGAUUCCUGGCGCGGGCGCCAUCGUGGUGAAGUUCGCCAACAAACCCAGCGCCAACAAGAACGCCCCGCGGCCCAUUCAGAGGGUUGGCGUGAGCGCGGCGCCGCUGGCCUACAACGGGGCGGCGGCCGUGUUCAACGGUUCCACGCCGGCCUUCAACGGCACCAACCUGAGCGCGUUCGGAGCGCGGCCCGCCACCGCGUUCGCACCCGGCUUCCCGCAGGCGUCGCCGCCGCCUCUGCUGCCGUCCCCGGGUAAGGCACUGCCCUUCAUCAACAAGGGCCAGCAGCGCUUCAACCCCAUGGCUGCCACUAACCACAGUCCGUUACCGUUGUUAGGCGCCCCGGCCAGUCCGGUGCCGCUGCUGGGCGCCCCGGCCGCCCCUCAGACCACGGUGUACGUUUACAACGUGGGCGAGGAUACCGAGGAACUGGCGCUCUGGCAACUGUUCGGUCCCUACGGUGCCAUAGACUCCAUUAAAGUGAUCAAGGAUCCCGAGACGAAGAAAAAUAAGGGGUUCGCGUUCGUUAACAUGCGGGAGUACGACGAGGCCGCUAUGGCCAUCCAAGCUCUGAACGGAUACACGCUCAACGGCCAGGUCCUCUCGGUUAGCUUUAAGACUCAGAAGAGAAGUAAUUAGUCGACGGUCGUUUCGAACGCCGUCUGGUUUGUGAUCGUCCCGGGGCCGAAAGUUUUCAUUCCAAACUCUAAAAUAUUUUUGUAGUCGAGACGCGAGAUCCUCUAUGUGCAUUUCAGAUUAGUCGCAUAAGUAUUUUUGUAAGAUUUAAUAUAGUUUUAUACCGGCGAGAGCACGACAUGACUACCAGUGAGUUGAGUUGCUUAACGAUAUAUCCUAUAUGUGUACUUUUAUCGUAUGAUAUGGUAUUAUAUAUUACUGUUAGUAUGUAUGUGUCGGUGGCGCGGGGCCCGCCUGCCAGCCCCACAGUCGCCUCCCUCCUCCAGGUAUUUUUAUUUUGUGUAAACAACCAUUGUAUGUUUUGAAUCUUUAAUAAAUUUCAUGUUUAAAUAGA
Danaus plexippus (monarch butterfly) is the source of this 1832-nucleotide messenger RNA. It is a transcript of the gene fne, whose product is annotated as ELAV-like protein 1. The record is from RefSeq and is a predicted model, not a curated record. The transcript has a single exon. Gene Ontology annotation, molecular function: RNA binding. Lineage: Eukaryota; Metazoa; Arthropoda; Insecta; Lepidoptera; Nymphalidae. Gene Ontology annotation, cellular component: ribonucleoprotein complex. Bases 308 to 1441 code for a protein of 377 amino acids.